AUGGCGACUCAGCAGUACUACGAACUGUAUCGGGGGAGCAGCAUCGGCGAGGCACUUAUUGACACAAUCGACGACUUAAUUAACGAUGGCCGAAUCGAGCCACAGUUGGCCAUGAAGAUUUUGAGCAACUUUGAUCGCGCAAUCGCAGAGACUUUGGCAGACAAGGUUAAAUCCAGACUUACGUUCAAGGGACAUUUGGAAACCUACCGAUUUUGCGAUGAUGUCUGGACGUUUCUGGUCAAGGAUGUGAGAUUCAAGAGUGAAGGCGGUCAAGAAUUUCGAGCAGACAAAGUCAAAAUUGUCAGUUGCAAUUCCAAGAAACCAGGCGAGGCAUGA
This is a messenger RNA of Rhinocladiella mackenziei CBS 650.93, 336 nucleotides long. RefSeq names its product transcription initiation factor IIA subunit 2. Gene Ontology annotation, molecular function: RNA polymerase II general transcription initiation factor activity; TBP-class protein binding. Gene Ontology annotation, biological process: RNA polymerase II preinitiation complex assembly; transcription initiation at RNA polymerase II promoter. The transcript has 3 exons. The record is from RefSeq and is a predicted model, not a curated record. Gene Ontology annotation, cellular component: transcription factor TFIIA complex. Lineage: Eukaryota; Fungi; Ascomycota; Eurotiomycetes; Chaetothyriales; Herpotrichiellaceae. Bases 1 to 336 code for a protein of 111 amino acids.